AUGCUUGAUUUUUCCGAAAAAAUAGAUGAGUGGAAUCGGAACGCAUUAGAGUUAUUUCGGAUUUCGGAGAUAAAUGAGAACCAGGAAUUUUUCGGAGUAGUGCGCUUUUAUUUUUAUGGUCCAUACGACAAGUACUACUCAAAAUGCGUUCGAAUUUCAAGUCACGCUACUGCACGACAUUUGGUGAAUGUGCUUGUGGAGAAAUUUCAUCCUGACUUACGCCUUCUCAAAUCCGGACGCUACGCUCUCUACGAAUAUCAUCCGUCCACAGGAGAACGACGCUUGGGUGCUGAGGAACGACCUCUGAUGAAUCAAAUCAAUUGGAAGACUAAUCAACGCGAAGGCCGCUUUAUUUUACGCGACGAGUCCAAGCUCGACAUGAGGGCUGAGCACAUCAUCCUCCACCAACUGCUCAGCCUGCGACCCAGCUCUCCAUCACAGCCUCACCACGAAUACAGGUCGUGCAAACUGUCACGAAAAGUGGGUCCUCACCUACAUCCACACACGUAUGUGACGCAAUUGGUGGAGGUCUUCAGGCGACGCGUAGCCGCUAGGUAUCUUCGCAGUAACCCCAAAAAAACACCUACAAGAAUCGGUCAUCUCAUGCUUAACGACCUAGCAAUGCUAUGGGGUGGUGGAGUCAACCGCAAUCCCCCGAAUGUUGGCGAUAGCAGUGGCAGUAUCAACAUGGCAAAGUGGCGAAGCGCAGGCAAUCUCAUAACUGAGACCCCUUCUGUGGAAGCUUACGCGAGGUCGCAAGAACCCAUCGCCAACAGCUCGGACGAGCUAGUCUUUGCUGUCGCCAACGAGAGGGAGAAAAAUGCCCCUUCCGUAUCUACUAAAAAGAAGUCCAAAUCGUUGAAGACCAAUGGCAACAUAAAGAAGAGGCAGAAGAUGGCAGCUGCACUUGCAAGCAACCAGGCUGUUAUGCGAACUUCCUCCUUGCCGAAUGUUUUGGACGAACCGGAGGCGCUAAUGAAUGCAAACCAUGAAGGCAUUGAUCCGCAAACGGGGGCGCUAACAGUUUUCCUUCAAUCCGCCAAUCUACCCACUCGCAGCCAAACACUGAAAUCAACAGUUUCGGAGACGUCAGAUCAGAUAAUUCAGCGAAUUCUCGCCUCCUACGGUCGUCUGCAAAACCUCGGAUCCUACUGCCUCGAGCAAGUCAACAUUCCAACGAAAAGCGAAAAUCUUCCUUACAGCGUUCCACCCCGCCGUAUACUUCGAACCGAGGAGAGACCACUUCACAUUUUGCGGAGCAUUCAGGCAAAGUUUCCCCGAGUUCGCACGGAAUUCUAUCUGAUCUUGCAUCAGGAUGAGAGCCUUUCGCUACACGAAGAUGCGAGCUCGCAGCAACAGGACUACGCCAAUAUUUCGGUUAAGCGACCUGCACCGCAGCUGGUAGAGGUGAAUCCCAACGGGACGGCAAAGGUUGGGAAGGUUCUACGAUUUAAUCUCACUGGUCUUGUUCAACAAGGAGGUGGGAGACAAAAAGCAGGUGUUCCGAUUAAGGUUGGCUCGCAGUUUGCGUCUGUCGGACCACCUCCGAAUAUAUUUCUCAGUGCGAAUAGAUUUCCGGACAUCCGUCCAGUACACUGUACGCUGCUUCCGGCAUCUUCAGCAGUCGACGGUGAGAAAGGUGAAAGCACCGGUGCUGCAGUGCUCAUCUCACCUGCUCUCGACAUUACAACAAGGCCUCCAGGACCCACUGCAGUUUGUCUAGACGGUCGAAAAGUAGUACGUCCAACACCCCUUCGUCAUGGGUGCAUUGUGCAGUUAGGUCGAUCCCUCUUCCUCAAGUUCCUCGAACAGGGCACCUCGUUGGAGAAGACACGACAGGUUCAUGAACAAGUGCCGAAGGGAUCUAUGCCCGACCUUACGUUCCAAGAAAGCCAUAGAGGGUGGAGUCCCGAAAAACAAUACAGAAGUAGGACUUCUUUGAACCAACCGACUUACACAAAUACGGAUCAGCUGUUUCCCGAUCGACUCCCAAUCCUCGUGGAUGUUCGCCUUCCUUCAUCUGCUACUUCCACCACCACAGAUGAUUUUGCUGCCUGUCUCCAUGAGGCUGCCUGCGACUCUGUCGAUGCGGUGCUCAAACUGGCCACCAGUCUCUCAUUCCACACUACGACAGUUACUUCCGCCUCAAGCAGAAGUACGUCUAGACCGCCUAUCUUUGUACUUACACCGGCUUUCCUGCUUUACGGUCUCCUUCGUGGAUGCUUGCGACGGUGGAAGGUUGCUCAUUUAACGAGGGAACAGCAAGAGCACUAUCUCAGUGGCCUACUCAAUCAUAUUGGAAGUCAGAUGUUCCAGUGUAUCCAAACGUGCUGUCAAGGCGAUUUCAGCACUUGGUCAUCCAUGCGUGUUAUCUUCAAUCAGCUUCUUUUCUGGCUGGCAAAUUCCAGUGAACUCCUUAAUUUCCUGCAAAAUGACACUGAUUUUUCCGAGGCUAUCGCUACUUCCAGUCACCUCUUAGCCAACUGCAUCGAUUCCGCCUUCCAUGAGUUGUGUCGAGGCUUUCUGGAGCUCCUAAAGUAUCUCACACCAAGUCUUCUUUUUCCUGGAGACUUCGACCAACAAGACGAUCUGCGUUUGGAUGACAGACCCCUUCCUCCUACUGAUGAUCUCUACUUGUCGUUGCCAUCCACAAACCUGGAGCCGAACAUUCAACGUCUCCUUCAGAUUCUCGCUUUCAUGAUACGGGGGAUGCGUCAGGCGUGUGUGAACGUCUCCUUUGCGCUACAGCUCUUCGCUUAUGUCUUUCAUUCAAUGGGAGCUUGGAUCUUCAAUUCCAUAGUCCAGGCGAAGGAUCAUCAGGAGGGCAGAAGGGGGAGUGUAGGUAGUUUGUGGACCACCAGACUGGGUGCUGGACGUCUGAUGCGACGUCUGCAAAGAGUGAACCAGUGGGCAACAAGGCAUGGACUCGGCAGCGUCUGUGAGUUGCACCUCCUCAUUCCCGUUCAGACUUGCCAACUUAUCACUGCGGAUCGCUCCAAAUUCCGUCCAUUCCAGAAGCGAGUGUUGGAGUUGCGUUCAUUGAACAGCGCUAGGAUAGAAUGGCUUCUUACACAUCUUGGUGACCCACCUCCAUUGACCUCGGAAUGGAUCAAAAAUAUUACAAAGAGCGUUAGACAGGAAAUUGAUCGUGAGAUUAUGGAGCAACACGGUUCCCCAUCCAGUCGUGAGACCCGAGAACUGCUCUCAUUACAGGUCCCAGUUGAGCUGCCUCUGCCCCUCAUAGUACCUCCUGAGGGGUAUGUCGCCACUAGCGGGUUGGUUGGGAUUCCUGAGGGUUUCAUGGAGACUGUACAACCUCUCGUGGAAGACGGGUGUUUGAGUGUGCGGAGGAAUGAGCUAGCUUUUAAGGCACCGCUUAACGGAAUGUGGACUGGACACUUCAGGAAUAGGUUUGACUCGAGGUCGGCACCUAGUGGACAUCCGAUGAACAAGACUUUCAACAACCAACCCGAUGCUAAUGUUGAACACCUUGCCAAGGAAGCUGGCGUCAAGCUGUCUUCCGUGAAGCGCCUCGUUCUUCAAAAGAAUGGCCAACCUUUAGGUCUUGGAAUAGUUGCUGCAAAGCCUGAAGGCAAUGCGCCUUAUGGCAUCUACAUCCGACACAUCGUUCCGAGUAGCGUAGCUGCUCAAGACGGUCGCGUAGAGGUCGGAGAUCAAAUCCUCGCGAUAGCUAAUUCCUCUCUUGUCAACUGCGACCAAUCGGAAGUCGCUGUGUCCAUUCUGGCACGUAUUUCAACUGCCGUCCACUUAGUGGUCGCUAAACGGGCGGCUCAGGCAAGAGGGAUCAUGAAUUUGAUCAAUUCGGCUCAACGAGGGAGGCCUCUUCCAACUACGAUGGCCCGUUCCACACCCUCUCUCAAUCAGGCCAGUCACUGGAAUCAGGAGGAGGAUGAUGAUGAAGAUGAAGACGACGACGAUGAUGAUGAUGGAGAUGGAGUGCAGUUUGGGUCGAGAGUACCGCUUGGCAGCGGUGCCUCGCAGAGGCAGUCACAGCAGUCCUUAUACCGACCCAAGAGCGUGGACGGUUUGACCAACGGCCGAGGAGUGACUCAAGCACCCAAGAUUCGCGAAUUUGAGGUCUCUUCCGAUGACAUUUCCAGUGACGAGGGCAGCGAUGAAGUCUGGAAUUCGACAGAGAAGACCCUAAAACCAACUUCUAAAUAUGGUGGAAGACCUUCACCACCAGAAGUAAAUCUCUCCUUCCAACCGUCGCCGGCCAGUGUUCAGGGGUCCCUUGACAGCUACAAAUUCCGAUCACAGCAGGAUCUUCGAUCCAGUGGACUGACAACACGACCCUCCAGCAACGGCGUUGACAAUGAAUCCAGUUCAACAGAUUUGAAUGACUUCGCCAAACGUAAUGCUGAGGCGAUUAACAGCCAGAAAAAUGGUCCUUCCAAGCAAGAUGUCUCGCCCUCAUUGUCAUCUCUUUCCUCGACAUCGUCCAUAAUCACUCAGGAGAUAAGGAAAGACCCUCCAAAUGUCACAAAGCCUUCACAAGAAGGCGUCUACACGAAUGCCUCUGAGAUGACUUCGGAAAGUGAAGAUAUUAUCACAAAUGUUAAGCAAAGGAUUCCUUCCGAAACUCGUGCUGCGACUGCUGAAAAGACCACAUCUCCGUUGAACGCUUCUCCGGCUAGAAGCGUCACUGACAAGGCGAUGCAAACAGUAGCAGAAUCGAACGAUGCUAGAAAUGUUGCCGAGUCGAAGAAGCCUCCCACUACGGUGUCUCUUCAAGCUUCUGCAGUACAGACAGAACCAGUUCGAGUGGUUCAGGAGGAGGAGGACGUCGUUAGGUAUACACCUCCAUUAGAUCGACUGCCACUGGUGCGAAUACAGGAAACUAGGAAUGGCGCAGCUAGGCCCAAUCCACCCUCGACUGGACCCACCCUAGUGGAGGACGUCACGAAGGCAGUGAUUGAUCCACAAGUUGGACGACCGCUUCCAAAGCAGAAAAUCGUGACCACCUCAGCUUCCUACUCAGAUCUUCGUCCCUCUUACUCCACUACUAAUGUGAAUACAAGGGCGAUCAAUAGCCGUCCAGAACCGAGUACCAUCCAAUCAGGCGUAACCUAUUGGUCCUCCCAGACCGAUCUCGCAGUUUCUGGCGGUUCUCCACCCCCGGAACCAACCGCCAAUUUCCCGCAGUACCAUCCGCCAGACAGCCUCGAGCCUUCUGAUCUAGCGAUCAAGUAUGGUGAUGUGGGACCUCCAAGAGGUCACAGAUCGCCAUCACUUUCUCCAACAGGACCUUCGUUGAGUGUGUAUGGGCCUCCGGCUAGUCACUUUAUCCCCCGGAGAUCAAGCAUCAGGGACAAUUCACCAAUGAGGCUGGAUCUUAUUCAGCGUUCGAGAUCGCUGUCGGCGUCCAAUCACACCGUGCGUGCGGGCAGUUUGAAUCGUGUGACACAGCCUGAGACGGUGGACAAUGGGUCGCGACAUCUGCAGGACCUGGCGCGUGGAAUUCGCCAACUGGAGGAUGCAGUGGAGGCUAAUCCGAAUGCUGAUUUGAUACGAGAGCUGGACCAACUGCGUGUGGAAUAUCGCUUUCAGCUGCAAAUGAAUGAGAGGAGUCGAACGCGGUCGCUGAAUGCGCCCUACAUGCACUCCCCUGGCGUGGGCGCCCCACCGAAAGCUGCGCCCCCAGUUAUGCCGAAGCCUCGACCGUUCGUGCCAAAUAUGCCUGCGACUAACGGAUCGGUCCCUUCUCAACCGUUUGACGACCUUGCCAACGAACGCUUGGAGGCACUUCGUGUGCAGGAGCAACGGGCACGCAUCUACGAGGAGAAUUUGAGUCGAAAAGACAACUCCAAUCUCAAGUCUUCCACCUCUGGCAAUCUUUACUUCGCACCCCCGGCCAUCCCUGUCCCAUCACUGCAGCCGAAAUAUACAUACCAGGUGGAGUCGGGUCCACUGUAUGAGGAGGACACCGGCGCGAUGUCCAAAGCGUCGGUGACAUCACGCUACUCCCGAACCGCUACUCUCCAGUCUCCACUCGCCUCCUCCCCAAAUACCGAUGUCUGCUACUCACCGCUGACUCGCGGGACGGAGUUACGUGCCAGUAGGAAAUCGGUGACAUUUGACACGAAUCUUGAGUCCGUAGCGCUCUACUCACCGCCCGAGACGCCUUCUGGACUCGCGGGGAAAACCUACCAACCCACCAAUCAGGUGAGGCAGGCUGCAAUGCGCGUGGAGAGCCAAUCGGCUUCGCGGUUUAACAGGUCGACUGCAAGUGAGCCAAGAAGUCCAACUUACGGAUCAAGCGUAACACAACCAGAAAACGCGGAAAACCUUUCCUUCAAGGAUAAGAUGGCCUUUUUUGCUAAAACUAUCGGUGAAGAUAUGCCGAAAGAUCGUUACAAGGCCUCCCAAAAGGAGCGACAAAUAGCGAACAAUUUGCUACGCUAA
Molecule: messenger RNA, 6426 nt
Organism: Echinococcus granulosus
Lineage: Eukaryota; Metazoa; Platyhelminthes; Cestoda; Cyclophyllidea; Taeniidae
Product: Afadin
Exons: 26
Coding region: 1-6426 (2141 amino acids)
Biological process (GO): signal transduction
Molecular function (GO): protein binding
Source: RefSeq, a predicted model, not a curated record